AUGUUCAACUUUGGAGACUCAAACUCAGACACCGGGGGCCUGUCUGCUGCUUUUGGACAAGCCCCUUACCCAAAUGGAGAGACUUAUUUCCACACCCCAUCCGGACGCUACUCUGAUGGGCGUCUUCUAAUUGACUUCAUAGUGGAAAGCUUGAGAUUGCCUCAUCUGAGUGCUUUUCUGGACUCGGUGGGCUCGAACUUCAGCCAUGGAGCCAAUUUUGCCACAGCUGGAUCAACCAUAAGGCCCCCCAAACACAACCAUAUCACAAAGUGGGGUCAGCCCCAUUUCUUUAGAUGUGCAGCUUGUUCAAUUCUUGGACUUCCGAACAAGAUCCCAAAUAUAUCAAAAAAAAAGUUGGGAUUGUUUCAAAAUUGGCAAAUAGGUGAAGUAUUUGGUAAAUUGUUGCCCAAGAAAGAUUAUUUUUCUCAAGCCCUUUAUACCUUUGACAUUGGCCAAAAUGAUCUCACUGCUGGCUACAAACUCAACCUCACCACAGAACAAGUCAAGGCUUAUGUUCCAGAUGUACUGAGCCAGCUCUCUCAUACCAUUAAGAUUGUAUACGAACAAGGAGGAAGAUCAUUUUGGAUACAUAACACAGGCCCACUGGGCUGCCUCCCUUAUGUUCUGGACCGCUUCCUCAUCAACCCGGCCCAAAUAGAUAAAUAUGGGUGUGCAGAUCAGUUCAAUGAGGUGGCCCAAUAUUUCAACCAAAGACUAAAGGAGGCUUUGCUUCACCUUAAGAAAGAUCUUCCAUUGGCUGCAAUCACCUAUGUUGAUGUCUACUCAGUAAAGCGCACCCUUAUCACCCAAACCAAAAAAUAUGGGUUUGAGAAUCCCCUUAUAGCAUGUUGCGGUCAUGGUGGGAAAUAUAAUUACAACAGGUACGCGAAAUGUGGGACCAAGAAGACCAUCAACGGCAACGAGACGGUCAUUGCGAAAUCAUGCAAUGAUCCGACGGUUCGGAUCAACUGGGACGGGGUCCACUACACUGAGGCCGCGAACAAGUGGAUAUUCCAACAAAUUGUGAAUGGGUCCUUUUCGGACCCGCCAAACCCUUUGAAAAUGGCCUGUCGUAGAAGUAGAAUGGACCACUGA
This is a messenger RNA of Prunus armeniaca (apricot), 1095 nucleotides long. NCBI's taxonomy places the organism in Eukaryota, Viridiplantae, Streptophyta, Magnoliopsida, Rosales, Rosaceae. The record is from the annotation of a GenBank genome assembly.